This is a messenger RNA of Betta splendens (Siamese fighting fish), 1240 nucleotides long. RefSeq lists its product as uncharacterized. Gene Ontology annotation, molecular function: 2 iron, 2 sulfur cluster binding. The record is from RefSeq and is a predicted model, not a curated record. Lineage: Eukaryota; Metazoa; Chordata; Actinopteri; Anabantiformes; Osphronemidae. Gene Ontology annotation, biological process: regulation of autophagy. The transcript is spliced from 3 exons. The coding region runs from base 110 to 451 and encodes 113 amino acids. Gene Ontology annotation, cellular component: mitochondrial outer membrane; intracellular membrane-bounded organelle.
GUGACACGUGAUUCCGCCCUGUUGAAACCGACAGAGCUCAGACAGAACUCCAGGUUGACCUUGCAGUUGAACGCUCACUAGACCAGAAGCUAAACACUGUAGAGAAAACAUGUCAGCCGCGGCGCGCUCAGUAUCCUCGUCAGGAUUCAGCAUAUCCAAAGAGCAUUUGGCGGUCGCCGUCCCCGUCGCAGUGGUCGCGGCUGUUGGGGGUUUCCUGGUCAGCCAUUACCUGAGCAGACGCUGCUGUAAGAAGGGCCAGGUGAACGCGUGCGUCGACAAAGACAGCCCCAAGGUGGUCCACAGCUUUGACAUGGAGGACAUCGGAACUAAGGCUGUUUACUGCCGCUGCUGGAAGUCUAAAAAGUUCCCUUACUGUGACGGAGCCCACACCAAACACAACGAGGAAACUGGGGACAACGUUGGACCACUCAUCAUCAAAAAGAAGGCUUAAAGCAGCCACGCGGAGAUCUCCGUCCACGCUUGACUCCUCACGCAGUUGCCCUGAGUUUAUCAUUUUUUAUUAUUGUGUGUUACAUUGGUGGUUACAGUGACACUGCUGCAGAUAGUGUAUAUUCAUUACAAAAACUGACAAAAUACAGAAAAUUUAGUUUAGAAAUAUAACACUGUAUUAGCAAACGUGACUUUGAAAUCAAAGGUUAUUGGAGGUGCGAUAAGGAAGGGACUUUGACAAUCAGCACGGUCAGACAUGGGGGUCAGGCCAUGCAGACACUCUGGCCUACUUAAAACACUCAGUCUCAGUAGACCUGAUAUAAGUGAAGCAUUUGAUAGUGCAGGCGUCGUGCAUUCACAUCUGCUGCCAUUCGUGUCGUCUUCUUUGUUGCCUGCUUUGUGUGUGGAGCAGGUGUUUAUAUCCUGAUGAGCCGGCGUCCCUUCAGCCUCAGUCAGCUCUUGAUUUCUCAUAUCCAUGCAGAACAGGCCUUAUAUUAAAAUCCAUAGCCCAGUGUCAACACAUACCCCACAAAUGAAUGUUGGUAUUUGCCCAAAGAGCUGCUGAUUCACAGAAAACAACUCUUGUUUGUCUUAAAAGGAAUCUUCUCCAUUCUUGAGCUACUGAAACAUGAUCUACUGUUUGUAACCAGUUACUCUGCUUUCUGAGAAAACCAGUCUUUUCAGGGGUGCGUAGCUUUUUCAUCAACUCUUGUUUUCUGCUGCCUGUGGUGUUUUGGACUUAAUGAUUCAUUGUUCUGGAUAUUGUGAAUAAAACAUGAAUGAAAUGGUU